Molecule: messenger RNA, 1050 nt
Organism: Exophiala aquamarina CBS 119918
Lineage: Eukaryota; Fungi; Ascomycota; Eurotiomycetes; Chaetothyriales; Herpotrichiellaceae
Product: 2-dehydropantoate 2-reductase
Exons: 1
Coding region: 1-1050 (349 amino acids)
Biological process (GO): pantothenate biosynthetic process
Cellular component (GO): cytoplasm
Molecular function (GO): 2-dehydropantoate 2-reductase activity
Source: RefSeq, a predicted model, not a curated record
AUGGCUGAGAAGGCGAAGGUCCUGCUCGUGGGAGCAGGUGGAAUAGGCACGAUGACGGCCUUCAACCUCGAGCAAGGCGGACUGGCAACCGUGACGGCCAUUCUUCGCUCCAAUUACGCAGCAGUAAAGGAUAAGGGCUUCACAAUAGAUUCAUGCGACCACGGAAAAUUCGAAGGCUGGAGGCCGACCCAAGUGCUCCAUAAAAUCCCCGAGCAAUCGACGACGGAACCCUACGACUACAUCAUCUGCACGACGAAGAACAUCCCAGACAUCCCACCGACUCUGGUCGACCUGAUAAAGCCAGCUGUGACACCAGGCCAUUCCGUCAUCGUACUCGUCCAGAAUGGCCUCAACAUCGAGAAACCGCUUCUCGGCGCGUUCCCCGACAACAUCUGCCUCUCGGGCGUGUCCUUGAUGGGCGCCGACGAGCUAAGUCCCGGCAACAUUCUGCACAACGACGUUGAUAGGCUCUACAUUGGCGAGUUCGUGUCCGACACCGUCGACAAGGACAAGCAGACCGCGGCGGCCAAGGACUUUGUGAGGAUAUAUUCUGCGUCUGGGAAAGUGCAGUGUUCGUACCAGCCAGAUGUGCUCUUCGUCCGGUGGCGGAAGCUCAUGUACAAUGCCGUCUGGAACCCGAUAUGUGCGCUUACGGACCUCGACACAUCGCGGUUCCGCCUUGCUUCGGAGGAGGGCGACCCCGCGAGUCCGCUCAAUCUGCUCAUCAGACCGGCGAUGAGGGAAAUCAAAGCCGCCGCGAAGGCAGUCGCCAACGUGGAUUUACCGGACUCCCUCGUCGAGGACAUGGUCGAGUGCGACCCAAUCGAGAUCUUCUGUGCGCCCAGUAUGUUACAGGAUCGGCGGAAGAACCGAUUCAUCGAGUUCGAGAAUAUUGUUGGAGAAGCGUUGAGGGCAGGGGAGAAGGCUGGAGUGAGUAUGCCGAUAGUGAGGACCAUCUAUGGGCUUUGCAAGGCGGUUCAAUGGAGGACCAAGGACGUGAGCGGCAUGGUCGACCCGCUGAAGUUGAUGGAGCAGAGGAAAGCAAAAUAG